Molecule: messenger RNA, 4576 nt
Organism: Pipra filicauda (Wire-tailed manakin)
Lineage: Eukaryota; Metazoa; Chordata; Aves; Passeriformes; Pipridae
Gene: GNE
Product: glucosamine (UDP-N-acetyl)-2-epimerase/N-acetylmannosamine kinase
Exons: 12
Coding region: 76-2340 (754 amino acids)
Biological process (GO): UDP-N-acetylglucosamine metabolic process
Molecular function (GO): N-acylmannosamine kinase activity; UDP-N-acetylglucosamine 2-epimerase activity; hydrolase activity, hydrolyzing O-glycosyl compounds
Source: RefSeq, a predicted model, not a curated record
CGCGGCGUGGCCCCGGCUCGGCAGCGGCAGAGCCGCCUGGGGAAGGGUCUGGGCGGCGGGGGCUCGCCGGCCGCCAUGGGGACCAACGCGCCGCUGCGCCGGGAGCCGCUGGCCCGCGGCCCCCACGAAGUGUACUUCAAGAAUCUUUCGAAACAGAAACAAAAGGAAGUCAUGGAGAAGAAUGGAAACAACCACAAACUUCGUGUUUGUGUUGCUACUUGCAACCGUGCUGAUUAUUCAAAAUUAGCUCCCAUUAUGUUUGGUAUUAAGGCAGAACCACAGUUUUUUGAGCUUGAUGUCGUAGUGCUUGGUUCCCACCUGAUUGAUGAUUAUGGUAAUACCUAUCGUAUGAUUGAACAAGAUGACUUCGACAUCCAUACAAGAUUACACACCAUUGUGAGAGGGGAGGAUGAGGCAGCUAUGGUGGAGUCAGUGGGCCUUGCAUUAGUCAAGUUACCAGAUGUCCUCAACCGCCUGAAACCUGACAUAAUGAUAGUUCACGGGGACAGAUUCGACGCUCUGGCCCUGGCCACAUCUGCAGCCCUGAUGAACAUUCGCAUCCUCCACAUCGAGGGUGGGGAGGUCAGUGGGACCAUCGAUGACUCCAUCAGACAUGCCAUAACCAAGCUGGCCCAUUACCACGUGUGCUGCACGAGGAGUGCAGAGCAGCAUUUGAUAGCCAUGUGUGAAGACCACGACCGCAUCCUUUUGGCGGGCUGUCCCUCAUAUGACAAGCUUCUCUCUGCCAAAAACAAGGACUACAUGAGUAUUAUACGCGUGUGGCUAGGUGAAGAUGUCAAAACUAGAGAUUAUAUAGUUGCUCUGCAACAUCCUGUAACCACAGAUAUUAAACAUUCCAUAAAGAUGUUUGAGCUGACACUAGAUGCACUCAUCUCCUUCAACAAGAGAACACUUGUUCUGUUCCCUAAUGUGGAUGCAGGAAGCAAAGAGAUGGUUCGCGUGAUGAGGAAGAAGGGCAUCGAACAUCAUCCCAAUUUUCGGGCAGUAAAGCAUGUCCCAUUUGACCAGUUCAUUCAGCUGGUUGCUCAUGCUGGUUGUAUGAUUGGUAACAGCAGCUGUGGUGUCAGAGAGGUGGGAGCAUUUGGUACACCUGUCAUUAACCUGGGGACACGUCAGACGGGAAGAGAAACAGGUGAAAAUGUUCUUCACGUUCGUGAUGCUGAUACACAGGAUAAGAUUUUGCAUGCUCUACAGCUUCAGUUUGGUAAGCAAUAUCCAUGCUCAAAAAUAUAUGGAGAUGGUAAUGCUGUUCCAAGGAUCUUGAAGUUCCUUAAAUCUAUUGACCUCAAAGAACCGUUGCAAAAGAAAUUCUGUUUUCCUCCUGUCAAAGAUAAUAUCUCUCAGGAUAUUGACCAUAUUCUAGAGACACAGAGUGCUCUGGCUGUGGAUCUAGGUGGAACAAAUCUCCGAGUAGCAAUUGUCAGUAUGAAGGGUGAAAUAGUUAAGAAGUAUACCCAGCUGAACCCUAAAACUUAUGAAGACAGAAUGGAAUUAAUUCUAAAGAUGUGUGUAGAGGCUGCAUCAGAGGCAGUAAAUGUAAACUGCAGGAUUUUGGGAGUAGGUAUUUCCACAGGUGGACGUGUAAACCCCCGAGAAGGAAUUGUGCUUCACUCUACAAAACUCAUUCAGGAGUGGAGCUCUGUGGAUCUCAGAACUCCAAUAUCUGACGCUCUGCACCUGCCAGUCUGGGUGGACAAUGAUGGAAACUGUGCUGCUCUAGCAGAGAGGAAAUUUGGUCAUGGAAAAGGAGUAGAAAAUUUUGUAACGCUCAUUACUGGUACAGGAAUCGGAGGUGGAAUCAUUCAUCAGCAUGAACUGAUCCAUGGCAGUUCUUUCUGUGCUGCUGAGCUUGGGCAUAUUGUCGUAUCUUUAGAUGGACCAGAGUGCCUGUGUGGUAGCCAAGGAUGUAUAGAAGCAUAUGCCUCAGGAAUAGCAUUACAGAGGGAAGCCAAGAAACUCCAUGAUGAUGAUCUGCUUUUAGUAGAAGGAAUGUCAAUGAAGAAGGAGGAGAUUGUUAGUGCUGCACAUCUUAUUCAAGCAGCUAAGCUUGGGAAUACAAAAGCAGAGAGCAUUCUCAGAACAGCUGGGACUGCAUUAGGCCUUGGAGUUGUGAACGUUCUACACACCGUGAACCCCUCUCUUGUGAUCCUUUCUGGAGUUCUAGCUAACCACUAUGUUAAUGCUGUCAAAGACGUGAUAAAUCGACAGGCUUUGUCCUCUGUUAAAACUGUAGAUGUGGUGGUCUCAAAUCUAGCAGAUCCUGCUCUUCUUGGAGCUGCUAGCCUGGUACUGGAUUAUACUACACGUAGAAUAUACUAGGUACCUGGAAUAAUCAUAGAAAUGGACUGUUCAGAUUCCUAAUGGGUGGAGGGAAUACUUUGCCCCAAAUUUUUCUUUGAUGAGAGCAGCUAAUGAAUCAGAGUAGUGUUCUGAGUAGUUAGUGACCACUUCAGCAUUUCCUAAUAGAAGUAUUAUCUUUUUGUAGUUUUCCUAAACUUCAUCUGACUUCAUAGGAAGUGAUGUGCAAUUCUGUUUUUUUUAAGCACUUCUGUUGGUAAGCCUAUACGUUACUUUUGAGUGUAGCUGAAUUAUUUGUAAGCAUCUCUUGAUGUAUGGUGGGGAUUACGUGUAUGGUGUGUAAAAUUAUAGGUAACACUUGGGGAUCCAUAUCUCAUUUCCCACCUAUGUGAAAUGAGACGUUUACGAGCUUUUCAGGCUUCCACCCACAAAGUGAAUGUGAUGUAGUCACCAAUAGCAGGUAGUAAUUUCAGUGGGUGGAAACGAGGGAAGCAGCCUAUACAAUAAAAAAUGGCUACACCUCGAAAUUGUGGUUCAUGACGGACUUGGUAGAGGCAACCAAGUCUUUUUUACAUCAUCUCUAAAGGGCAGAGUCCCAUUUUAGAAGCUUUGCAUAUGAAAGAAAAAGACAACAGUCUAGUUAGCAUACAGCCUGCAGAGCAGUGCAAACAAACUCAUAAGUUAGCAUCUUUGUCUUCUGGCUAUGGCCAACAGUUAAUUGUUUGAAUUUUAUUCCUUGGGGAUUUCUCAAGGGACUUAAUCUACUACUUUGUCUGCCAAAUUAGCACAGAGGGGGGACUGCUUAUUCUUUGGUAGCAAGUUAGCUGAAAUUCAGCCACGUGGCACAUCUGAAGAUAAAGACUACCUUUCAGGAAAACUCUUCCACUGCAGAGUGACAGGGUGUAUCCCUUCACCCAUUCUGGUGGCUGCAGGUACACUGUUCCUGUCCUGCAUUCACCAUCAGCUUUUAGGAUGAAAAGUCAAAUCUGACCCUCAUCCUCACCCUCAGGCCUGGGAAGAAAGUAUGUCAAAUACCAAUGAAGACUUGCCUAAGUAAACUGUGUUUUAUAUUUCUUUGGUCCUUUGUGAUAUAUAGAUCCAGCUAGUUUUUUAGCACACUUUCAAGAUACUGGAGAAACUGAAAAACCAACCUGUCUCUCAGAAAGAUAGCUGUGGAGGAACAGUCAUAAGACUGCCCUCUGUCCUGCAUUUAAUGGUCUGUUUUGACACCUAACUCAACCACUGAUAUUCUCAGAAGUCCAAUAAUGUGUUAGUACAUGGGAAUAUGCAACCGGACAUGCCUAUCUCGUAUUGGCCUUUUUAGCCACCAGCACACCUGCAACAAACGUGGGUAGAGCCCUUCCCAAAUCUUCAUUCGCGAAGCCCAGCCGUGAUGAUGACAUGGGAAUAAAAGGGGCUAUUUCCACACUUGAACUUCUUCUCCAACCAAAAUGAAACAACCUUCUGCAACCAUUACCCGCUGCUAUACAAUUAUCUUGGACUGAAUAGCUCUUAUUGUCUUCACUUCAUCCUCUCUUCCACAAGGAAUGCUCACUGAGAACUCGCAUCUUCAGAGCAGAUUGCAGAACCACCACCACCUUCCUGAUGUCUAGGAACAAUUGUGCAGCCUCUAGACCAUAGUUUUUCUCAAAAUCAGCAAAUAUUGGUUCUUAACUAUUUUCAACGUUUUAGUAGGCUUUAUGUCACCAGGGAUUUUUAGUUCCUUUUCCUGCGUGUCUUGGUUUACUUAGUGAUUCUCACUAACUUCAAUACCAUUAAGUCUGUCAGCAUUUCUCUACAGUGAGAGUAGCUCAGAUCAGGAGUAACAGCACUGAGGUUCUGACAGUGAGGAGGCCUGUCAUUUGAUCUUUCCAUCCUCUAGCAUCACAAGGGAUACCUGGGUGGAAUGCCUUGCUACAACUGGGACCAGGCUUUUGCUUUCCAGACCCUCUGAAGCUCUGUAUUUUUGAUAUCUCAAACUCCAGAUGUUUUUCCCUAGCAGCUGAAAGGAGGGUGCAGGCACAGAAAAAACACAAGAGAAUAAAACUCAUUGGAAAAAUUUUACUCUAAACACCUUUAACAUCUAUUCCUGUUUAAAAAAAGGUUCUUAAAAUGCUUUUGAAAAUGUUUUUUCUGUCAGCUGGCUGAGAACCUGCUGCAUAUGUACACGCGGUGCAGAAGUCCUUGCAGUUUCUCCCUAAGAAGUUUGUGUGUUUAUAAAAUCAGAAAGAAUAAAAAAUCGUAUUUAAUAGCAUAA